AUCCACCAAGAGAGAAUAAAAAAAACGCCUAAAAUUCCGACCUUUGCAAAACCCCUCAAAUAGGGCCAAUCUUCGCGUAAACCCUACAUCAAAAUCCCAGCUUUGAAUCCAAUGGCCGAUACCAAAAGCCUCAAAGAACCUGCAUUGCCCGUCAAACGAAAGCCUGACGUCACCUCCCAAGACCAAGAAAACGUCCCUAAAUCCCCAAAGCUCCAAGCCAACGACGAAACAAUCCAGGCCAAAGAAGGAAAUUACUCGUCCGAGAAUCACGCUCUCGAACCUUCCGGAAACAACGAAGAACCUGGAAUCGACUCCGAAGACGAAGAAGACGAUGAUGAUGACUAUGAAGAUAGCGACGAUGAGCAUGACGAGGAGGAGGAGAAUGGUAAUGCGGCAGUUGACCGGAAAGGGAAGGGGAUUUUGAUAGAGGAGAAAAAAGAUAACAGCGACGAUGACGCGACUGAUUCCAGUGAUGGCGGGAACAAAUCAGAGGGUGAGAGUGAUUUAUCAGAUGAUCCAUUGGCGGAGGUUGACUUGGAUAAUAUUUUACCGUCAAGGACACGGCGGCGAGUGGUGCCGCCAGGGGUUUAUAUUGCGAAAGAUGUCGGAAACAAUGGUGACGGCGGUGAUAGCGAUGACAGUGACGCUUAAUUUUGGGAGGAGAUUGUAUUUCAGCGGUAUAUCUGUGCUUUAAUUUAGAGAUUAUUGACUGAUUAAAUACAGCUCAUCUUUUAUUUUCUUAAUUGAAAAGUAUGCUUGGUAAUGUUUCCCCCUCGAGAUAGUUUCCUUGUCCUGAGUUCAAACUUUGCGUUUGAAGACUUGAGGCAUUGGACUUGUGGCCUAUUCAGGUUUGUAAUAGAUAUCAUUUUGCAUGGAAAUGGUGCCAAAUUUUUAGUUAAGCUCCCACAAAGUUCAUAGUACUUCUCUAUUGAUACAUGGUUUAAUUGGAAAUUGGAAUUGUUACUUGAUGGAAACAAUUGGUCAAGGUAUCCCUCCUUUUUCUCUUGUCACUUGAUCUGCACCAAGAAAAAUACUUCAUUUGUUUACAUAACAAUUUCUGUGGUCUGACUUUAUCCUACUGGAAUGUCAUGAGCUAAGUUGAUUGAACCAGUUUUUAGUUAGAGUUACAUCCAUACUAGGCACCAAAGGAUCAGGCCUUUGAGUGAUACCUUAGUUAUAUGUGAACUUACCCACCUACUUCAAGUUGCUUCUUGAUUUGUUACCAUCGAAUGUGAAUUGUGAUGAUAAAAACAACCUAUUCAUAAAUAUAAUGCUUGAAACUCCAUUUUUGUAUUGACAUUCAUAAUUCUCCUUCAGCAAAUUGAAUUGUGGAUAUACUAGGUAUCAUAGUAGUAGGAACGUUUUUCCUUUUAGAGUCAUAGAACUAAUUUUGUUUGAUAGAACCACUCUGUGUGGCAUUGCAAUGUUUCUUCAUCUCCCUCAACUCCAUAUGAAACUUCCUGUUCAUGUCAAAGGGUAGACUCUUCUUGGCUGAUCUUAUGGCAAGAAAACUCUAUGCAAGGUUGUCUGAAUGGCAAUCUUUGUCCAUUCCAGCAUUACUUUUGGCGCUAGACUUUACAUGUGUUAUUUGUCGGUUUGAAUAUUAGGCUCCGUUUCUGUAAAAUGAUAACUUCAGGAAAAAAUUCAGUUGGUUGAGUGAACUCAUAAAAAGUUAAUUUUCCCAUGUCUGGCAUUCAAUGGAAAAUACCCAAAAUUUUCAUGAUUUAUAAGA
Molecule: messenger RNA, 1732 nt
Organism: Durio zibethinus
Lineage: Eukaryota; Viridiplantae; Streptophyta; Magnoliopsida; Malvales; Malvaceae
Source: RefSeq, a predicted model, not a curated record